UAUUACAAAGGAGAUUAUAUUGGUUUUUACAAUAGGGGCUGGGAAAUCUAACAAUGGCUGUCUGCAUACUGGAGAAGCUGACACUCUAGUAGCUGGGCACCCCAUAAGCCUGGAUCCUUCAGCAGUCUUGAUCUUGUGGCAAAGGCCAGAGGACUCCUGGAAAGCUGCUGGUCUUCAGCCUGCUGGAAGCAGGCGAAGCUGGGUUCUGACGGCAGUGAAGGAUGGCAGGGGCAGCAAUAAUGCAGUGGGUGCACUCACCAGCAAGAGGUGUGGGCAGGCAAGCAAGCAGCACAGUUUCUUCCUCAGAUCUCUUUAUACGGGGGUCUAGAGGAGGCCCUUCCCCACUCAGUUAAUCCUUCCUGGAAAUGCCCUCACAGACGUCCUAGGGCCAUAUCUCUUGGUAGAUUCCAGAUCUAGUCAAGUUGACAACCACGGUUAAACCAUAUGCUCAAAGUUGGAGAAGCAUCUUGUUAAGUUUGUACCCUACAUCUACGUUUCCCCUCACAGUCUCAGUCGUAAAAAAUAAAUGAACAUGUACCCAUGAAACCAUGUUGUUUACGUGUUGUAAAUAUUUAUUACCUUUAUUUUCACUUUCUCCCAACUAGGUUAGAAGCCUGUUUCAGCCUUUGCCCCUGAAGUCCAAGUUCUUCAGCAAGAUGCACAAAGCUUUUCUCUCUCAGUUCAGCUUCUUUUACGUGUUUCUUUUGGUUGCUUUCUUCUCAGCAUUAUUCCAAGUUUAUGCACUUGGGAGGUUGGUGUUCAAUAGGGAUUUAAAGACAAUGGCAGCUCUAGAAUUGUCAAGGCCAUUAGCUGAGAGGCCUACAUACUUUUUGCUUGAUUUCAUUGUGCAGGACUUCACUUCAACUUUUUGCCUCGGUGAAUUCACUCUUGACAUUUUAGGGAUGCAGCAUAAUUAAAUUAGGUUUAGUUUGCUUUGUGGUAGAAAAGCCUCUGCUUUUGGAAUACAUGAAGGGGAGGCAGCCUUAGCAUCCUAUUUUUUUGCUUAUGAAAGGCAUAUAUGAUCUUUAUAUAACUCCUGUAUUGUAGCAUGAUUGGAAAGUGGUUGCUUUGGAUCCUUCUGAUAUUUCAGCAUUUUUUCAUACUGCAUAUAAAGUUUCCAUAUAGAGCUUAGAAUAAGCAGGAGCAACAAGGAAACAACAAUAAAAAGACACAGGUGAAGGAUUUCAAGUCCUGCACGGAAACCCCGAUUAGGUUACAACUAAUCAAAAUAGGUGAAAGGUCGUAUAAUCUCAUUCGUAUUUAGGAUUUGAAGCAGCAUUGGGAAAGCUGUAAGACUGGGGCUGUAAACAAGGAAUCAAACGUGUGCAGGGCAUACCAUCCAACGGUCCUAAAGGCCUUGGGCAUCUCUCUGGCUCCGGAGCCUUUGGGGUGACAACGCCUGCAGGAGAGUCCAGGUGGCCGGUGGCCAGCAGGCGAGCGCGGACAGGGGGAGGGUUUCCAGGCUGACACUCAGCUGCUCCUCCGCCCCCGGCCGGCCCAGUUCAAGCAGCUGGCCGCGCCCGGGGAAGGAGUUUCCGGCGGACCCACCGCGGUGCCGCUUCCUGUCCCGCUCGCCGCGACGCCUCCCGUUGCUCUGCCUGGACAGCCUUCAACCUGGGAGCCCCUCGCGGUCCCCAGCCUCACCACCGGCCCCAUGCAGUCCCGCCUCCUGUUCCUCCGGGUCCCUGGCGGCCACGGCGGCGCGGCAUCGCGGCGCGUGCGGCUGCUCUUGCAGCAGGUGGUGCGGGGCAGGCCGUGCGACCGGCAGCCGGAGGUCAGACUGAUGCACACCGGGUCGGCAGACUCAGGUGAUACAGUUAAUAUUGGAGAUGUAUCUUAUAAGCUGAAAACUCCCAAGAACCCAGAACUUGUCCCACAGAACUACAUUUCAGAGUCUCCAGCUCAAUCUGUAGUCCAGCAUCUACGAUGGAUAAUGCAGAAGGAUCUUUUGGGGCAAGAUGUCUUUCUAAUAGGACCUCCUGGGCCUCUUCGACGCUCUGUUGCUAUGCAAUACUUGGAGUUGACCAAACGAGAGGUGGAAUACAUCGCCCUGUCAAGGGACACCACUGAGACAGACCUCAAACAGCGACGGGAGAUCCGUGCAGGCACAGCUUUUUACAUUGACCAGUGUGCAGUUCGGGCCGCCACAGAAGGCAGAACUCUGGUUUUGGAAGGCUUGGAAAAGGCAGAGAGGAAUGUCCUGCCAGUGUUGAACAACUUGUUGGAGAACAGGGAGAUGCAGCUUGAGGACGGUCGAUUCCUGAUGGCUGCUGAGCGCUACGACAAGCUUCUCCAAGAUCACACUAAAGAGGAGUUGGAUACUUGGAAGAUUGUCCGGGUUAGUGAAAAUUUUCGAGUGAUUGCCUUGGGCUUGCCAGUGCCCAGGUACUCUGGAAACCCGUUAGAUCCCCCUCUCCGUUCUCGAUUCCAAGCCAGAGAUAUUUAUUUUCUACCCUUCAAGGACCAACUAAAACUACUAUAUUCAGUUGGAGCCAAUGUUUCUGCUGAGAAGGUUUCUCAGCUCUUGUCUUUUGCUACAACUCUCUGUUCCCAAGAAUCUUCUACACUUGGACUUCCAGAUUUUCCCGUAGAUAGUUUACCAGCUGCAGUUCAAAUCCUGGAUUCCUUUCCUAUGAUGUCAGUCCAAAACGCAAUCCAGUGGCUGUAUCCGUACACUGUUUUACUAGGACAUGAAGGGAAGAUGGCUGUGGAAAGUGUUUUGAAACGCUUUGAGCUUCAUGAUUCUGGAAGCUCUCUGCUUCCUAAAGAGAUUGUAAGAGUAGAGAGGAUGACUGACAACCACGUCUUCCAAGCUCAUGUGACAGUCCAAGUGGCAGGAAAAGAGGUGACCAUUAAGGUGCCAGCUGGGACCAGACCAGUAAGCCAGUCCUGUGCGUCUGAUCCUUUCAUACAGACUUUAAGUCAUAAGCAGUUGCUGGCUGACAUGAUACAGUCUCAUAUGGUGAAGGACAUAUGCUUAAUUGGAGGAAAGGGUUGUGGAAAAACGGUCAUCACUAAGAACUUUGCAGAUAUCUUGGGAUAUUCCGUAGAGCCCAUUAUGCUCUAUCAGGAUAUGACAGCACGUGACCUGCUACAGCAGAGGUACACUCUUCCCAGUGGAGACACUGCUUGGCGUGCCUCACCCCUUGUGAAUGCUGCUCUGGAAGGCAAACUCGUCCUGUUGGAUGGCAUCCACCGAGUCAAUGCUGGUACACUUGCUGUAUUACAAAGGUUAAUCCAUGACCGGGAGCUCAGUCUCUAUGAUGGAUCCAGGUUGCUGAGAGAAGACAGGUAUAUGCGUUUAAAAGAGGAGCUACAAAUGUCUGAUGAGCAGCUACAGAAGAGAUCCAUUUUUCCUAUCCACCCCUCCUUCAGAAUCAUCGCUUUGGCAGAGCCCCCUGUUAUUGGAAGUACAACACAGCAGUGGCUGGGACCAGAAUUCUUAACCAUGUUCUUUUUCCAUCACAUGAAACCACUUGUCAAAAGUGAAGAAUUCCAAGUGAUUAAAGAAAUGGUCCCAAAUAUACCUCAGGAAGCUUUGGAGAAAUUGUUAUCAUUUACACACAAACUCAGAGAGACCCAGGAUCCAACAGCACAGUCCUUGGCAUCAUCACUUUCUACCCGUCAGCUGUUGAGAAUCUCUCGCCGGCUAUCACAGUAUCCUAAUGAAAACCUCCAUAAUGCUGUUACUAAAGCCUGCCUUUCCAGGUUCUUACCAAGCCUUGCUAGGUCAGCACUGGAGAAAAAUCUGGCAGAUGCUGCAAUAGAAAUAAAUACUGAUAAUCUGGAACCAGAACCUGAGAAUUACAAAUGUGAAAUAGUAUCUGGAUCUCUGAGGAUUGGCACUGUCAGUGCACCUGUAUACAAUGCCCACGAGAAAAUGAAAGUGCCCGAUGUUCUCUUCUAUGACAAUGUUCAGCACAUGCUAGUGAUGGAAGACAUGCUCAAAGAUUUUGUCCUUGGAGAACACUUACUAUUGGUUGGUAACCAGGGUGUAGGAAAAAACAAGAUUGUGGACAGAUUCCUUCACCUGCUCAACAGACCCCGAGAAUAUAUCCAGUUGCACAGGGAUACCACAGUACAGACUCUGACCCUUCAGCCUUCAGUUAAAGAUGGACUAAUUGUGUAUGAAGACUCGCCUUUGGUUAAAGCAGUAAAGUUGGGUCAUAUUCUAGUAGUAGAUGAGGCUGACAAAGCCCCAACAAAUGUCACCUGUAUUUUGAAAACUCUAGUAGAAAAUGGAGAAAUGAUUCUAGCAGAUGGAAGACGCAUUGUUGCAAAUGCUGCUAAUGUGGCUGGAAGAGAAAAUGUUAUUGUAAUCCAUCCUGAUUUUAGGAUGGUUGUUCUUGCCAACCGACCUGGAUUUCCUUUCUUAGGCAAUGAUUUCUUUGGCACUUUAGGCGACAUUUUUAGCUGCCAUGCCAUUGAUAACCCCAAGCCACAUUCAGAACUUGAGAUGCUCAAACAGUAUGGACCAAAUGUGUCUGAACCUAUCCUUCAGAAGCUUGUGGCAGCCUUCGGAGAGCUGAGGAAUUUGGCUGACCAGGGGGUUAUUAACUAUCCUUAUUCCACCAGAGAAGUGGUCAACAUUGUCAAACAUUUGCAGAAAUUUCCCACCGAAGGUCUCUCCAAUGUGGUUCGGAAUGUGUUUGACUUUGAUUCAUACAACAACGACAUGAGAGAGAUUUUGAUCAAUACUUUACAUAAAUAUGGGAUACCUAUUGGAGCAAAACCCACCAAUGUGCACCUGGCAAAGGAAUUGCCACUGCCGGAGGAGACAUUCAUGGGCUACUGGAUAAUUGGUCAGGCAAGAAAUGGAAAAGAGCAAAAGCUCUUGUGUCCAGCAGAAACCCAUCAAAUAGACACAAAGGGUCCAGUGAUUAUCAACAUAGAAGAGUACCCAAUAGAAAAACUUGAAGCGAGAUUCCUGAACUUUACUGAAGAGUAUGUCUCUUGGAGGUUACCUCUGGAUGAAGUUAAUUUGAUCUGUGACGUUGCUGUAUCACACGAAAACGGGGAAAAUACUCUGUAUGUAGCUGCGUGCAAUCCUAUUUCCUUAUAUUUUAUGAAUAUGAGUGGGAAAAAUGGCUUCUUCGUGGACUUCUUCCACAUCUUCCCAAGAAUAACCAGUGGAUCUUGGCGACCAUUUGUGACAGUGGCACCCCUGGGAAGUCCCCUCAGGGGUCAAGUUGUUCUGCAUGAGGAACAGAAUAAUGUCACCCUCUUGUUAGAUACCAGUGGCCGCACCAUCCAUCGUCUCGUCCUUCCUUUAGAAGAGGUAACAUCUAUGAAGUCUUCCUGGUGGAACAAAGAGGAAGGUGAAACUUAUAAAAUGUGUAAAGAAUUUUCACACAAAAACUGGCUAGUAUUCUACAAAGAAAAAGGGAAUAGCUUGACUGUACUGGAUGUCUUAGAAGGACAGACUCACACCAUCUCACUUCCCAUCAACCUCAGGACAGUUUUCCUUGUAGCUGAAGACAAGUGGCUUCUGGUGGAGAACACAACAAAUCAGAAAUAUCUCUUAACUAAGCCUACACACGUUGACUCUGAAGACCCUGGGACUUGCCAGCUAUAUAUGUUGAAAGAGGAGCUGCCUAGCACAGGAUUUGGAGUUACACAAGAAAUGGAGUUCAGCAUACCUCAUAAAAUCUCAAGUGAUCAACUAUCAUCUGAAAAUCUAAGUGCAGCCGUGGGACAAAAGAUUGCUUCUCCUAACCGUAUUCUCUCAGAUGAAAACAAUUAUGCUACUGUAGUUGUUGGCUUCCCAGAUCUCAUGUCACCCAGUGAAGUUUAUUCUUGGAAGAGAUCAUCACCUCUGGAAAAACCAAGUGCCGCUGAUACAGCCUUUUAUGGAGGGAAGAAGAAAAGGAGACCUCCAAAGCAAAGCAACUGUGUAGCUCUUAUACAUGCUAAUCAGCUAGUCAGGAUUUUGCCUGCAGGAGAAGUCCCACUAAAAGAUAUCUACCCAAAAGAUGUUACCCCCCCACAGACAGCUGGCUACAUAGAGGUUACUGAUCUUCAAGCAAAGAAACUCCGAUACAUCCCUAUUCCCAGUUCAGAAACUCUCUCGCCAUAUACUGCAUGGAUAGCUGAUAUUUCGGACACAGAUGCUCUGGUGGCUGAGUGGGACAAAAGCGGCAUUGUGACAGUUGACAUGGGAGGUCGUGUCCGGCUUUGGGAAACUGGACUUGAACGUCUGCAGCAAUCACUCGUGGAAUGGAGAAACAUGAUUGGGCAAGACAGUGACAAAUAUAUGCAGAUAACAGUUGAAAGAGAGAGUGGUGAAGACGUGAGCACCCCCAAACAUGGCAAGGAGGACCCAGACAACAUGCCCCACGUGGGAGGCAAUACCUGGGCUGGUGGAACAGGGGGACGAGACACUGCAGGUCUUGGAGGAAAAGGGGGUCCUUAUCGGUUAGAUUCUGGUCACCCAGUGUACCAGGUCUCUGAGGUCGAGAAAGAUGCAGUUCCUGAGGAGAUCAAGAGAGCUGCAAGAGAAAUGGCCCAGAAAGCAUUUCAGCAGAGGCUAAAGGAGAUCCAAAUGAGUGAAUAUGACGCUGCAACCUACGAAAGGUUUUCAGGUGCUGUUAGACGACAAGUGCAUUCCCUCCGGGUCAUCCUAGAUAACUUACAGGCUAAAGGUAAAGAAAGACAGUGGCUAAGACACCAAGCUACUGGGGAGCUAGACGAUGCCAAAAUCAUUGAUGGACUGACUGGAGAAAAAGCCAUCUACAAACGUCGGGGUGAUCUGGAACCCCAACCAGGCAGCCCACAACAGAAACCCAAGCGCCUGCGCCUAGUGGUGGAUGUUUCUGGCAGUAUGUAUCGCUUCAAUGGGGUGGAUCGCCGGUUGGAGCGGUCAAUGGAAGCCGUGUGCAUGGUCAUGGAAGCCUUCGAGAACUAUGAGGAGAAGUUCAAGUAUGACAUUGCUGGACACUCUGGAGACGGCUACAACAUUGCCCUUGUUCCAAUGAACAAAGUCCCCAAGGACAAUAAACAGAGACUAGAUAUUCUGAAGACAAUGCAUGCCCACUCUCAGUUCUGCAUGAGUGGGGACCACACGCUCGAGGGGACAGAACAUGCCAUCAAGGACAUUACCAAAGAAGAAGCUGAUGAGUACUUUGUCAUAGUCUUAAGUGAUGCAAAUCUGUCAAGAUAUGGAAUACAUCCUGCCAAGUUUGCCCAAAUUCUUACUAGUGACCCUCAAGUUAAUGCCUUUGCCAUUUUCAUUGGAUCUUUGGGGGAUCAAGCAGCCAAGCUUCAGAGAACUCUACCAGCUGGCCGCUCUUUUAUUGCUAUGGACACCAAGCAGAUCCCUCAGAUCUUACAACAGAUCUUCACCUCCACCAUGUUGUCCAGUGUUUAAGAACCACACUUCACUGGUCAGAAUUUGAAGCAAGAUAGGAACAGAGAAUUCUGAAGAGAAGACAAAGCAGACUAGUGUGUGGCUGCGCUCCUGGCUCUCCCACACUUGUGCGGUCAUCCAAAUUCAGAAGAGCCAGAAGACUCAUGAAUGGAAAUCUACUACCACAGAUGUGUUGGAAGUCCUCAGAGGAAACAAAUUGACCAGGAUCUUUUAAAGGUCAGGGUUAAAGGAAGGAGGAGUUGGAACUACAGGGCUUGGUCUAGUUCCAAACUCAAAAGAAAAAAUACCCCGCUUUUUAAGCCUUACACACCAACUGUUACCUGAGAUAAGAAGAGCUACCAAGCCUUCCAGGCCAUAGUUUGACACCAAGGGACAAGUCUGCAAGCCCUUCAACAUGUUCCUGUCUAUAAUUAUUUCUGUUUGCUUACCAAUCUGCAUUGCCCAGCAAAUAAUCACUUUUUAUAGCAUGUAACCCACCGAAAAGUACUCCAGCAGCAGUAAGAUGCUGGACUUUCUCUAUAAUUCCAUUCUUUUGGCCAAAGCUAAAAGGAAUCGAAAGAUCCUUGGAGUGCUUGCUUUCCCAUGUGACUUUCAAAAGACUCUUCAAAUAAUAAUGAGCCCUACUCUCCUGCUGCCUGAGUUGAAGGAGAACAACACCGUGCCUUCCUGACACUUCUCAAAAGUUCCACAGUGGAGUAUACUCUGGUGACCAAAUUAGAGUGCUAAAAAUAACAAGUGCUUGUAACAAAGAAUGUUUUUUGACAACGUUCAUAUAAAAAUUAUGCAAAGUUGUCCGGGCGUGGUGGUGCAUGCCUCCAAUCUGCAUUCAGGAGGCAGAGGCAGGUGGAUCUCUGUGAGUUCAAGGCCAGCCUGGUCUACAUAGCGAGUUCCAGGACAGCUGGGGCUACAGGGAGACCCUGUCUAAAAAAAAAAAAAAAAAAAAAAAAAAAAAUCAAAGGUUUUAACAGAAGUCAGGCUCUGUCCAACUAUCUAAUUAAGAUGCUCCUUUUCAGAGUUGAUGAUGGAGGCAUCAUUAUGUGUGUGCUUACUAUAAACUGGAAAAACUAAUCUUGUUGAUAAUGUUACCUUUCCCAUGUACACUGUAAUCAUACAGGGCCCUAAUUUCAUUUUAUUUAAUUAUAGGACAAAAGAAAACACCCAUUUGUUCUAUUAUCACCCCAUCUCCUGCUAUCAAUUGUCAAAGAAAUAAAAGCAGUCAGACUCCCAAGA
Nannospalax galili (Upper Galilee mountains blind mole rat) is the source of this 8596-nucleotide messenger RNA. It is a transcript of the gene Vwa8, whose product is annotated as von Willebrand factor A domain containing 8. The record is from RefSeq and is a predicted model, not a curated record. Gene Ontology annotation, cellular component: cytoplasm. The transcript is spliced from 45 exons. Lineage: Eukaryota; Metazoa; Chordata; Mammalia; Rodentia; Spalacidae. Bases 1655 to 7366 code for a protein of 1903 amino acids. Gene Ontology annotation, molecular function: ATP hydrolysis activity; ATP binding.